This is a messenger RNA of Mus caroli (Ryukyu mouse), 4993 nucleotides long. It is a transcript of the gene Nphp4, whose product is annotated as nephrocystin 4. Lineage: Eukaryota; Metazoa; Chordata; Mammalia; Rodentia; Muridae. Gene Ontology annotation, cellular component: non-motile cilium; ciliary transition zone; cytoskeleton. The record is from RefSeq and is a predicted model, not a curated record. Gene Ontology annotation, biological process: protein localization to ciliary transition zone; negative regulation of canonical Wnt signaling pathway.
UCCACGCGUGGGUGGCGGCGGAUUGGGCGACCCCCUCGGUCAGCACUGGACCCACGAUUCCUCGGGUUCCGCUGGGCACCGGCAGCCCGAUCGCUGGAUCCACGGUGCGGGACGUGUUCGGUAGCGUGGAUCCGGUGUCCGUCUCCUAGAUGGUGCCGGGAGUCGUGGAGGCCCACGUGAGGUUGGAUGGGCAGCAUGGAUGACUGGCACAGAGCCUUCACCCAGAACACACUGGUCCCUCCCCACCCACAGAGAGCACGGCAGCUUGGGAAGGAGUCCACAGCAUUCCAGUGCAUCCUGAAGUGGCUUGACGGGCCACUCAUUAAGCAGGGAAUCCUAGACAUGCUGUCGGAGCUUGAAUGCCAUCUGCGAGUGACCCUCUUCGAUGUCACCUACAAACAUUUCUUUGGGAGGACGUGGAAAACCACAGUGAGGCCCACCAAUCAACCCUCUAAGCAGCCACCUAGGAUCACCUUCAAUGAGCCAUUGUACUUCCACACGACCUUGAGCCACCCCAGCAUCGUGGCUGUGGUAGAAGUGGUCACUGAAGGCAGGAAGAGGGACGGCACCCUGCAGCUGCUGUCCUGUGGGUUUGGAAUUCUUCGCAUCUUUGGCAAUAAGCCAGAAUCUCCCACCGCUGCAGCCCAGGACAAACGGUUGAGGCUGUAUCAUGGCACCCCGAGAGCCCUCCUGCACCCACUUCUCCAGGAUCCCAUAGAACAGAACAAGUUCAUGAGGCUGAUGGAGAACUGUAGCCUGCAGUACACCCUGAAGCCACACCCACCCCUGGAGCCUGCCUUCCACCUGCUCCCUGAGAACCUCCUGGUGUCUGGUUUCCAGCAGAUCCCUGGCCUCCUUCCGCCUCAUGGGGACACGGGUGAUGCCCUGCGGAAGCCUCGCUUCCAGAAGCCUACCACAUGGCACUUAGAUGACCUCUUCUUCACCCUGUACCCUUCCCUGGAGAAGUUUGAGGAGGAACUUGUGCAGCUGCUCAUCAGCGACCGGGAGGGGGUCGGCCUGCUGGACAGCGGCACCCUCGAGGUCCUGGAGCGGCGCCUGCACGUCUGCGUCCACAACGGGCUGGGCUUCGUGCAGAGGCCACAGGUGGUUGUGCUUGUGCCUGAGAUGGACGUGGCCUUGACCCGCUCGGCCAGCUUCAGCAGGAAAAUCAGUGCCUCUUCCAAGAACAGCUCUGGAAAUCAGGCUCUAGUUUUGAGAAGCCACCUGCGGCUCCCGGAGAUGGUCAGUCACCCAGCCUUCGCCAUCGUCUUCCAGCUGGAGUACGUGUUCAACAGCCCCUCGGGAGCGGAUGGCAGUGCCAGCUCGCCCACCUCAAUAUCCAGCGUGGCGUGCAUGCACAUGGUCCGAUGGGCUGUUUGGAACCCCGAUCUGGAAGCGGGCCCAGGAAAGGUGACGCUGCCUCUUCAGGGUGGGGUUCAGCACAACCCCUCACGCUGUCUGGUCUAUAAGGUGCCUUCAGCUAGCAUGAGCUCCGAGGAGGUAAAGCAGGUGGAGUCCGGAACCAUCCAGUUCCAGUUCUCUCUGAGCUCAGACAGCCCCACAGAGCAUGCCAACGGCCCCAGGGCGGGGCGUCGUUCCUUCCGGAAGAUGCCGGCAUCCCCUUCAGGCACACCAGCACUAGCUGCCCGGGAUCUUGCUGCAAUACAGGACUCUCCUGUGGGCCCAGGGCUCUCGCUCUCCCAGCUGACGGCUUCCCCGCUGUCCCCGGCUCUGCAAAGCUCUUCCAAGCCCCCUCCUCAGCUCCCAGACAGCUCUCAGUCCCCAGAGGGUCCCCAGCUCCAGGCCGAAUCUGUAUUAGAGAGUAGGGUCUCUCACCUGGAAGCCGACCUGAGCCAGCCGGCCUCGCUCCAGGGAACGCCUGCUGUCGAGCACCUACAGGAACUUCCCUUCACUCCUCUGCAUGCUCCCAUCGUCGUGGGAGCACAGACCAGGAGCUCUAGAAGCCAGCUCUCCAGAGCUGCAAUGGUGCUUCUGCAGUCUUCUGGCUUCCCCGAGAUCCUUGAUGCCAGCCAGCAGCCAGUGGAGGCCGUCAAUCCCAUAGACCCUGUGAGGUUCAACCCUCAGAAGGAAGAGUUGGACUGUCUUCGAGGGAAUGAGAUUGUGCUGCAGUUUCUUGCCUUCAGCAGAGCCGCCCAGGACUGCCCAGGAACGCCGUGGCCACAGACUGUGUAUCUCACCUUCCAGUUUUACCGUUUCCCACCCGAGACCACGCCACGCCUGCAGCUGGUCAAGCUGGAUGGGACGGGCAAGAGCGGCUCUGGCUCCCUGUCCCACAUCCUCGUCCCCAUUAAUAAAGAUGGCUCCUUUGAUGCUGGCUCCCCCGGCCUCCAGCUGAGGUACAUGGUGGAUCCCGAGUUCCUGAAGCCAGGAGAGCAGCGCUGGUUCGCCCACUACCUGGCUGCUCAGACGCUGCAGGUCGACGUCUGGGAUGGAGACUCCUUGCUCCUCAUUGGGUCUGCUGGCGUCCAGAUGAAGCACCUCCUCCGUCAAGGGCGGCCAGCUGUUCAGGUCUCACAUGAACUGGAGGUCGUGGCCACUGAAUACGAACAGGAAAUGAUGGCCGUGAGCGGCGAUGUGGCUGGCUUCGGCAGCGUCAAGCCCAUCGGAGUCCACACGGUAGUGAAGGGCCGCCUGCACCUGACCUUGGCCAACGUGGGUCACGCUUGUGAGCCGAGAGCAAGAGGUUCCAACUUGUUGCCGCCAUCCAGGUCUCGGGUCAUCUCAAAUGAUGGAGCCAGCUUCUUCUCUGGGGGAAGCCUCCUCAUACCCGGAGGCCCCAAGCAUAGACUCCCAGAGCUUGCUUAUGUGGGUGGCCCCAGCUCUGCCUGCUGUGCCCUGGAGCCGUGGCCUGGGGCCUGUGUCCUGAGAAGAGGAUGCCAGAACCCUGGCUCAGAAUUGGGAAAGCGUGUGGUACAGGCCCAGAAGCUGGCUGAUGUGGACAGCGAGCUGGCCGCCAUGCUGCUGACACACACUCGAGCUGGCCAGGGGCCCCAGGCUGCAGGCCAGGAGGCAGACGCUGUGCACAAGCGGAAGCUGGAGAGGAUGCGGCUGGUGCGCCUGCAGGAGGCUGGAGGGGACUCUGACAGUCGCAGGAUCAGCUUGCUGGCCCAACACAGCGUCCGUGCACAGCACUCACGGGACUUGCAGGUCAUUGAUGCCUACCGGGAACGUACCAAGGCCGAGAGCAUCGCCGGAGUGCUAAGCCAGGCCAUCACCACCCACCACACGCUGUACGCUACACUGGGCACCGCUGAGUUCUUCGAGUUUGCACUUAAAAACCCACACAACACUCAGCACACGGUGGCCAUCGAGAUCGACAGCCCUGAGCUCAGUAUCAUCCUGGACAGCCAGGAAUGGAGGUACUUCAAGGAGGCCACCGGCCUGCACACGCCCCUGGAGGAGGAUAUGUUCCACCUGCGUGGGAGCCUGGCACCCCAGCUCUACCUGCGACCCCGGGAGACUGCCCACAUCCCCCUCAAGUUCCAGAGCUUCUCCGUGGGCCCACUUGCUCCGACACAGGCCCCUGCUGAGGUGAUCACAGAGAAGGACGCAGAGUCUGGACCCCUUUGGAAGUGCAGCGCCAUGCCUACGAAACACGCCAAGGUCCUUUUCCGGGUGGAGACUGGCCAGCUCAUUGCUGUGCUCUGCCUGACCGUGGAGCCCCAGCCCCACGUGGUGGACCAGGUUUUCCGCUUCUACCACCCAGAGCUCACCUUCCUGAAGAAGGCCAUCCGCCUACCUCCCUGGCACACGCUUCCAGGUGCUCCUGUGGGGAUGCCUGGCGAGGAACCCCCAGUCCAUGUUCGAUGCAGUGACCCGAAUGUCAUCUGUGAGGCCCAGAACGUGGGCCCCGGUGAGCCGAGAGAUGUGUUCCUUAAGGUGGCCAGUGGUCCAAGCCCGGAGAUCAAAGACUUCUUUGUUGUCAUCUAUGCGGAUCGCUGGCUGGCGGUGCCCGUGCAGACAUGGCAGGUCUGCCUCCACUCCCUGCAGCGUGUGGAUGUUUCCUGUGUCGCAGGACAGCUGACCCGUCUGUCCCUCGUCCUGCGGGGGACACAGACCGUUAGGAAAGUGAGAGCUUUCACCUCCCACCCCCAGGAGCUGAAGACAGACCCUGCCGGUGUCUUUGUGUUGCCACCUCACGGGGUACAGGACCUGCAUGUGGGUGUGAGGCCAAGGAGGGCUGGCAGCCGCUUUGUCCAUCUCAACCUAGUGGACAUAGACUACCAUCAGCUGGUUGCGUCAUGGCUUGUGUGCCUCUCCUGCCGCCAGCCACUCAUCUCCAAGGCCUUCGAGAUCACCAUGGCAGCAGGGGAUGGGAAGGGCACCAACAAGCGCAUCACCUACACCAACCCCUAUCCCUCUCGGAGGACCUACCGCCUGCACAGUGACCGCCCCGAGCUGUUGCGCUUCAAGGAGGACUCCUUCCAGGUGGCGGGAGGAGAGACCUACACCAUCGGCCUGCGGUUCCUGCCAAGCGGCAGCGCCGGGCAGGAGGAGAUCCUGAUCUACAUCAACGACCACGAGGACAAGAAUGAGGAGACAUUCUGUGUGAAGGUCCUCUACCAGUGAGGGGACCGCUGUGAGGCCAGUGCCCCUCCCUGCAGACAUCCGUCGCUGUGACUCCAGGUGUGGCCUGCAUGGCCUGUGAGCUGGCUGAGUGCAGAGAGACAAAGGUGUCCCUGGGUAUACCAUGGUAUACCUCCGAGAGUGAUCCUCCACUCGAGAGUGAGUGAAUGUCACCUCCAGCUCACUCUGCCUGUGACACGCACAAGGCUGUGUUACACCCCUCGACUCUCAGGCUGUGACUGUCCAGAACAAACUGUUUUAUAAAUGGUUUCCAAUGACAAAAUUAUGUUUUUUACUAGAUUUUUAAAAAUGAACAUAAUAUAUUUUAAUUUGCCAUGUAUUUAUUAUACUGGGAUUCUUUUGUAUCUUUUUUUUUAAGUUAUUGAAUGAAGCACCACAUUUCUGC